AUGCCACCAAAGAGAAAGGCCGCGGCCAAACUUUCUAACUUAGCAGAAUCCGACAACGAAGACGCGACGCAGGCCCAGGAACCACGCGACGAUGAGCGCCCUACGAAGAAGCCGAGAGGACGCCCUCGUUCGAAGUCAGCAGAGCUCAAGCCACCAAUCCAAUCGAAGAAUGACACCACAGCUGCGCCCUUGCAGGCGCCGGAGGCCGCACCGAAGAGGAGCACAAGAAGGGGGAGACCAAGGGGUAGCAGGGGCUCACUGCAAUCUGUUACCCAAGAGAUAGAAGAGCAGAAGGAACCCGAGGAAGCGGAGGAAGACGCUGGUCCUCACAUACCGGAGAGCGCGCCUGCAUCUAACGAUGAGCUAGUCGCAUCGCAACCUGCUACUAGGUCAGCUAGAUCUGCGAAACCCGCGAAGCCUACAACCUCCCGCGGACGACGCAAGGCAACUGCUGAGAAGCAGGUCAAGACUGACGGCGAAUUUCAAUAUACCCCGAGGAAUACGCGACAGCAUACAUCACCGGUAAAAGGCGAUGAAAAGGCUGAACAAUCCACGAAACGGCGGAAAGCUGAUCCACAGUCGGAACCGGAAGAGGAGGUGUCAGAAGGUGAAAAGGCUGCGCCAGAUGUUGUCGAGGAAACCUUUAUCCAAGAGGAGCCAGUAGAACCGCGCCGUGUCUCCAUGUCGCCAACUAAACGUAGACAAUCUACUCAACGUCCUCUGCAGAGUUCGCCACUGAAACCUAACGCGGAGCCGGAGUUAAGGCGCAAGAUCGGAGAACUCACAAAAAAGUACGAUACUUUGGAGAGUCGCUACCGAACCCUCAAAGAGAUAGGCGUGGUAGAAGCAAAUGCCAAUAUGGAAAGAUUACGGAAACAAUGCGAAGCAAUGACGAAUGCUUCAAACAACUUGGUUGCUGGUCUAAAGGCAGAAUUGGAGGCACAAAAAGCUCUUGGUCAGCAGAGCCGGAUACUGCAGAACCAGAUGAAGGAGCGAGAUGCAGAAAUUGCUCAAUUGAAAUCGCAAGCCGAAGAUACCACCAGUCAACUUUCUUCCGCUCAAACUGAGGUGAAAGCUUUGCAGACCAAACUUGCAGCUGCUCGGAAUACAGCAGCGAGUCUGGAAAGCGCUGCCGCCAAGGUCCCUGGAAGCGCCAUCAAGGGCAGUAACAACCGUGCUAAUGCCGUAGCAAACGCUGAAGCCGCGCAAGCAGCUCAGUUUGCACAGCUUAAGGAGGACCUUUACACCGACCUUACGGGUUUAAUUAUUCGUGAUGUGAAGAAGGGAGACUCCGACAAUCUGUAUGAUUGUAUCCAGACAGGCAUUAACGGAACACUGCACUUCAAACUGGCCGUACCGCACGUUUCGUCGGCCAAUUUUGAGAAUGCAGAGUUUCAGUAUAUCCCACUUUUGGAUGACAAUCGAGAUCGCGAUUUGAUCGACAUCCUUCCCGAGUAUUUAACGGUGGAUAUCACUUUCGUCCGUCAGCAAGCGUCGAAAUUUUACACCAGAGUCAUUGACGCUCUCACAAAACGGCGGACAAGCACUGGGAAUUGA
Messenger RNA from Aspergillus bombycis, 1557 nucleotides. RefSeq names its product putative chromosome segregation protein (Pcs1). Gene Ontology annotation, molecular function: protein binding; microtubule site clamp. The transcript has 3 exons. Bases 1 to 1557 code for a protein of 518 amino acids. Gene Ontology annotation, cellular component: monopolin complex; mitotic spindle; nucleolus. Gene Ontology annotation, biological process: attachment of mitotic spindle microtubules to kinetochore; meiotic sister chromatid segregation; homologous chromosome segregation. Lineage: Eukaryota; Fungi; Ascomycota; Eurotiomycetes; Eurotiales; Aspergillaceae. The record is from RefSeq and is a predicted model, not a curated record.